Molecule: messenger RNA, 777 nt
Organism: Geosmithia morbida
Lineage: Eukaryota; Fungi; Ascomycota; Sordariomycetes; Hypocreales; Bionectriaceae
Product: short chain dehydrogenase
Exons: 2
Coding region: 1-777 (258 amino acids)
Molecular function (GO): oxidoreductase activity
Source: RefSeq, a predicted model, not a curated record
AUGGACUCUCAAACACUCUUCAAUGUCAAGGACAAAGUCGUCCUCAUCACCGGAGGGGCAAAGGGCAUAGGCCGCAUGAUAGCCGAGGGCUUCGUGGUCAACGGGGCAAAGGUCUACCUGGCCGGGCGUGACGCCAAGGCUCUGGACGAGGCGGCCUCGGAGCUCAACCGACUCCUCCCACGGCCGGCCUCUCCCUCCUCGGGACCGAGCGCCGUGGUCCCCAACACGGUGGUCCCCAUCCCGGCCGACCUCCAGCACAUACAGGACUGCGAGAGGCUGGUGAGGCUGGUGGCCGAGGCCGAGCCGUCGCGCGGGCUGCACGUCCUGGUCAACAACGCGGGCGCGACGUGGGGCGCGGACGUGGACACGUACCCGGACAGCGCCUGGGCCAAGGUGCUCACGCUCAACCUGCAGAGGGCCUUCACCCUGACGCAGAUGUGCCUGCCGCUGCUGGAGAGGGCGGCCACGGCGUCGGACCCGUCGCGCGUGGUGCACAUCGGCAGCAUCGACGGCCUGCGCGUCCCCGCCGUGGCCAACUACGCCUACUCGGCCUCCAAGGCCGGCCUGCACCACCUGUCGGCCCACCUGGCCAGGGACCUGGGGCGGCGGCACGUCACCAGCAACGUCAUCGCCUGCGGGCCCUUUGAGUCCAAGAUGAUGAGGGCUACGCUCGAGGCUAUGGGGCACGUCAUCCGUUCCGAGUCGCCGGUCGGCAGGAUCGGUGAGCCGUCGGAUGUUGCCGGCACGGCUCUGUUCCUCGCAAGCAAGGCUGGGUGA